Molecule: messenger RNA, 5727 nt
Organism: Struthio camelus australis
Lineage: Eukaryota; Metazoa; Chordata; Aves; Struthioniformes; Struthionidae
Source: RefSeq, a predicted model, not a curated record
AUGUGGCUGAAGGACUGUUUUUUGGUUCAUGAAGGCAGCCCACUGGGGGAGCUUCAUCGCUGUGUCCGAGAUGGUGUAAAAAUCAAUGUCCAUAUCCGCACUUUCAAAGGGCUUCGUGGAGUCUGCACAGGGUUUUUGGUUGCGUUUGACAAGUUCUGGAAUAUGGCCCUGACAGAUGUGGAUGAGACAUACAGGAAGCCAGUACUGGGCAAAGCGUUCUAUGUUGAACCUCAGCUCACUCUAACCAGGCUGUUUGACAGACUCAAACUGCAGGAGUCCUCAGUAAAGAAGGGAGCUGACUCAAAGACUGUCUCAGAGGAGCUAGUCCUGACAAAUGACUCUCAAACGCUUGGAUGGAAAGCUGGAUCAGGACGAGGGAGAGCAGAAGAUGAGCGCGAGAGGCAAAAACGCUUGAGCAGAGCUGGAGAAAAGAAGACGCCAGGUGACGGUUUGCAUCUGGCUAUCAGAGGUGAAGCUGAUACGGGGAGCGGGACUACCCACACAGAGGGUGCCAGUGCUGGUGGUACCCAUGCAAGAAGCCAGUCACGGAGAAAGAAGAGGCCCAAAGUGGAUUAUCAACAGGUGUUCACACGCCACAUAAACCAGAUUUUUAUUCGAGGAGAGAAUGUCUUGCUUGUCCAUUUAGCACACUGACUUGGCUGAGCCUUAGUCAGUGUAUUUAUUUGAUAGCAUGAAUUGCCGCUACAGCUCUCAUUGCUAUUUCGCAUUCUUGUUAAGUAUCAUGGUACUCCGACUGGUUUCCCGUUGCCAUAACAAGGUAGGGGAAAUAGUUCUAAAUGGGGCAUCUUGAGCUUGUUGCCAAAGCAGCCUCCUUAGGUCUUUGUUGGGGCGGAUCUCAGGACAAGUUCAGCAACACGCUUGUUUCUGUGAGAUGAGGAAGAUGAGCGCAGAUCCCAGUGCUCCUUAAAAAGAAGCUAAAUGAAGAGAGUUGGAAGAGAGUUUUGGUGUAGCUGGCUGUUAGGAGCUCAUUGUGGCACACAUUAAGGAGAAUAAAAUUAGACCUUCACCUGGAAUGAGUCACUAAUGCUGUAUAUUUUACAUGCUCUGAGUAAUCUCAAGAGAAGAUUACUGGUGAAACCAACAGUUUAGAUAAACUGCUCUUACAGGGACGUGUUCUUUCCAGCUGUAAUUCCGGUAGUCAUUUUGAAAUAGUGUAUAAAAAGGUGGAGUGAUAGACUUCUGAUGGCUGUUAGCCUCUUCUGCGUAGUUAGCUCUGUAAUGCCCUGCAUGAUAGAAAACCUCUUCCUAACUGAAAACUACUUUUUUUUUUCUGUGAAUGAUGGCAAGAUUUUAAUUUUUCAGUAUCAAAGCUUACGCUCCUGUUUGCUGUGCUUUUGCCCUGUGUCACCAGCAAGCAGCUAAUGUAGCCGAUCCAGGGACCUCCAUGUUUGGAGCUUAUCUGUGAAUGUUGUAGAUGCAUAUAGAAAAUUGUAUCUUUAUCUUUCACCCAUUUGCUGCAUGGUGUAAUAGUGAAGUUUGCAAAGAUGUAGGUUUUCUCAGAUUUGAGUGUUUGUGCUGAGCACAUUUGUACUGUAUCUGAGCGCCUUUCAACUUCGCUCUGUUGAAGCUAGAGGCGCUGCCUCUCCAGUGGUUCUCACGGAGCAGAAAUCUCUGUGAGCCUUUCCUAACUGUGUGAAUGAUGUCUCUUCUAAUUCCAGUUGAACUGAGCUUUGGAGGCGUGCCUGAGGUUGUUUUGAAGUAUAAAAGUCUUAAGUCAAACCCAGGUCAUCAGUGGUUUUAUUUUAGCAAUGUUCUUAAGGUGCUGUAAAUCAGGCCAGGCGUCUGCAGGUAUAAACUGCUUUCCAAGAGCUAUAUACAAAGUCUGAGGGUAAAUGAAGCUGUUGAUAUCUAGUCUGACCUCUUGGAUGUCAAACGACGCUAGAUUUCACCCUUCUAUCCUUGUAUUCAUCUCAAUUAUCUUAUGCUUUGUAGCAACUCCUGUGUUUAAAAUGAAGUUGGGAAAUUGCUAGGGCAAUGGUUAGAACUGGCAGUGGGUAAAACAACUUUUCAGUGCUUUGUAGCGGGUCAUGUAUUGCGUAAUGAUGUCAUAAGUCCUCAAACUGAGUGACUGUACUCAGACAUGUAUUUCUGUUGCUGCAAACGCAGCAUGCUGCUUGCUUGUCAUUAGGAGUAUGUCUGAUGCUUGGGUGAAUUACAGAAAUCAUUUAGCAGGAGUUUCUGGACACACAAAGCAGCUGUAUGCCCUUGGGGGAGCCUGAAACUUUUAUGUCAACAUUUCAGAUGGCUGAGGGCAUGGAUGACUGAUCGGCUCUACCACUGAGCUGCAAACCCAAGUUCAGUGUGGGACAAAAGUGCCUAAAUAAAAAGUGCUAUUGAGGACAGAACAGUUUCAUCGAGAGUAGAAUAAACGAAUAUCUACAAUUUUUUAUUAUGCACAGCUUCACUGCUGUAAUCACUUCCUACUCUGAAAUAAGACUAGGUGCCAAAAAGACUCUUCCCUUGGAGGCUCUUGCUUCCUCUCCUUUGGGCUGUUCCUGUUUAUGUUGGUGUGGUCCGCUGUCUCCCCCACCACCCAUCCUUUCAGUACUUUGUCUCCUCAGGACAUUCCUUUCUAAAAUCUGGUUUAAGAAGAUUGUUGUUUUAUUCAUCCUUAGUUCUGUUGGUUUUCUGAACCUUUCCUGGUUGGCUUUCUGUGCAGUCAUCGACUGACCAGAACCGUCACAAACUGUUAGAAACGCGAGAAGCUAGAAACAAGGGACGAUUUUUCCUGCUUUUCACUUCUCAUCAGCUUUUACUGGAAGCUUUUCCAGUAAACUUUUACUGGAAACUUUUACUUUUUUUUUCUUUAUUAUGUUUUUUCCCCUCUCUGUUUUCUGAUGCUUUGUUUUUGUUUCAGUUGCUGGGAUGACCAUCUCUGCUUCUUCCAUUAGUGUGUGCCAAACGCAUUGCCUUUCUUUCAUUCUUGACCAAAGGGUGUCAAAUUGUCACUCAGGCCCAUCAUACUAUGAUAUCUAAGUGAAUUCUUGCUUUUCUUUACCUCAUAUUCUUAAUUCUCUUUCUGUCUCACUAUUUUAUACUGCCUCGUGCAUUAAAUGAGACAUGACCACCAUGAAUGUUCCUCUUGCAGCUACACUGCCCACUUUCCUUGUCAACUGAUGCUUCACCAAGCUUUCAUUUGCUACUAGAAAUCUCAGUGUUCCCUUCCAUCAGAAGAUUUUUCUCUGUUCUUCCCAACAUGAAAUCUUGCAGGUGUUUCUUCACAUCUACGAGUUUUUUUUCCUUAGUUUUCAAGAAAAAGGCUGGUGCUUAGACUUGCAUUUGUGCCUUGAUUUUUGUAUCACCACCGAUCUGCUCUUCCAAAAUCGUUAUAGUAGUCAGCAAAUCUGUUUCCGAACUGUACGGUUUGUCUACUUUUUCUUGCUCUACCUCAUUAUUAAACCAUUUUCCCUCUUUUCGCAUUGUUUUCUCAUCUACCUGUCAAGUUGCUUACAAUUCUGUCUUCCAUUUUAGACUUAAUGCUUUAUUUGGUAGUCCUUCCUUUGUUUCCUAGUUUCCUGUCUGCCUCUUUCCUUAUUUCCAAGCUGCUUCCUAAAUACAGCCCCUUCUGCAACUUCAGAUCUUUGGAAGUGACUUCCUUUUCCCUGCUUUUUCUGACGUUGUAUCAUUUUAAAGCCCGUUUUCAAAAUGCUGUUUUAUGGAUUUUGUCUAUUUCAAGCAUAGUAUUUGAUUGUGACUAAGCAAGUGAGCUUGUAUGUGUUUUGUCACUUGCAUGUUUAAUCCUUCAGAUAAAGUUGCUCUUUAAAUAAAAUUGAAUGUGAUAUUCUGGACUGAAGUCUUCUACCUCACUUAAGUAUUCAUGUAAACCUAUGGGGGGAAAAAAAACCCCUUGGAAACGAAUCUUUUUUUAUUGUUUCUGGUUAUUUCUUUUGUUGACUUUCCUUUUCCAAACUCAGCAUAAAAAACAAGCUCUUUGUUCAAAAAGCUGUCUGCUCCUGCCAUUCCUUUAUUGUAGCGCUGUCACAAACAAGAUGAUGUGAGCGUAGACAUCUGAAGUUAUUAGGCUAGAGAAUAAACUGCAGGGGCAGGAGGUAAUCUUAAGAAACAACUGUGUGAAAGUGAAAAAGCUUUGGGCUAAGUAUAAAGAACUCCCUGGAUAGGGUUAAUGCACUGGUUGCAUUCGGUCCAGUAUUUCUGCGGCAUUUUUUCAGCUUCAAGGACAGCAGUGAUUCCUAAAGCAUGUUUAUUGUGAGGUACCAAAUUACUGCAAGGAACAAAGUCUUCUGAACUACCUUUAAAGAAGGGUUGUGACAAUUUGAGAAUUUUCAGGAAUCAUUUCUAGAAUACUAGACACCUGCAGAAAUGACAUAAUGAAGUAUUCUUGGCAUUGAACUGUGAUGUCAGCUAUUUCUUACAGUGUCAUAUGUCUUUUCUUUGCCAGCACAGCUCAAGUGGGGAGUGAAAUCUUGUGGUUACUUUAAGAAUGGCUUUUUUCUUUGUAUGGUGAUACAGUUCUAUAGACGUUUCUAAUAUAGUCUGAAUGGGGUUUGCACGGGACCAUGGCAUAAAACCCUUCUGCGCUGCGGGAAAGUAGGGAAAAAUGGUAAGUGGAGACUGGCUAAGACCUGCUGUGUUAGCUUUAAGUUAUGGAUGGCAUGAAUGGGAUUAUUUCUGGGGAAGCCCUUUUGCACAGGUGCUUCAUUUUUAUCAAGCGCUUCUUAAAUAGGCUUGUGGCAGUGGAAUGAAUAAGGCCAAAGGCACAAAAAACAGCUUGUGGAAAAUAUGAUUGUAGUUCCUUCUCUCGACUGACUAGUCCAGUUUUUGGUUGUGGCCUGAAGGUUUUCACUGAUCCAGAGACAAGUGCCUGGCAUUUCCUCACUGGGUUAUUACUGAAGUAGUCAGUAAGUACUGUUUUCCAUCUGUUUCUUGUCCUUGAGUUCUUGGAUUCAUUGUUUCUGAUGCAGCUUUCCCUUCUGUAUCAUUUGGAAGCAGGGGCAGAUCUCUCAGCAGGAGUAGGCUCUUUUCCCCUCCUUAAGGAAUGUUACCUAGUUCAGUUUUGCAUCCAGAUAGCUGGAGGCGAUUGUUAAAAUUUCUGCUUUUCUCUGUACUUUUCUCUGCAAAGAGUAGUGGCAGACUUUUGGAAUUAAGUAUUUGGUCAGAAGAACUGUUUGUCUUGGAUCUGUUGAAGUAAACUGAUUCUUCACUUUUUUCCUUCCAACAGCUCUGGAUUUUCCUAGUUUGCUGUUGUAAUCAUUCACUUGCACUUAGCAGUGGAUGAAGAAGUCUCCAGGAAAAAAAAUGCAAAGACAAAAAAUAUCUAAUUUUUGUGCAGUUUGGCAUUCUGUCCGACAUGCUCCUCACACCUUUCUGUUUUUCUCCUGGAAUAAGAAAUUUCUGUGUAGACUUUAGAACCCGGACUUAAGGCCCUAAAUCUAUGUGACAGACCUAAAUGAGCCGGGUGGAAAAAAUGAUUUCACCCACAGUCUUGAAGAAAGAAGAUGUAAAUGCAGUAGGAUAGCAAACUAUGAAAACACUAAGUUUCCAAAGAUGUGUAUCUCCAGAGAAACUUUCUGUCUUUGAUUAAAUGGGUCAGCUUAAACUUAAAAGCUCUGCAACUGGUUAAAAUUGCAAGGCACAGUGCUACGCCCUUUAAGAGCCAGCAACAGUAGCAAAGAUGCAGUGAUACCUUCAGCCAGGCAAGCUCUUUCCUGAGAGGCUGUUGAAUAAUAUGUUUGUGUCUGCUUCAAA